Molecule: messenger RNA, 1831 nt
Organism: Hydractinia symbiolongicarpus
Lineage: Eukaryota; Metazoa; Cnidaria; Hydrozoa; Anthoathecata; Hydractiniidae
Product: potassium voltage-gated channel subfamily A member 1-like
Exons: 1
Coding region: 294-1745 (483 amino acids)
Biological process (GO): protein homooligomerization; potassium ion transmembrane transport
Cellular component (GO): voltage-gated potassium channel complex; membrane
Molecular function (GO): delayed rectifier potassium channel activity
Source: RefSeq, a predicted model, not a curated record
AGCCAUUUACGGCGCGAUAAAAGAACAAGAUGAAUAAAGACAAUUUCUUAAAUUUGUAAAGGAACCUGCGGAGCUUGCUACGUUUAUUUUUACGAAUGAAUUUUUCAGAAUGAUUAAAAAGUUGAUUUUAUGUGCUGCUGUUGAUAAAAAAACAUAGUUAUGUGGUUUCGGAACGUGCUUUUUUAUGGAUGAAAUAAAUUGAGUCAUUUUUAGUAUAAUGUGAUUAGCUUACAGCGCAGGAGACGUGUAGGGAGAAUUCAUUUCCCCAUCAAAUCUUCGAAAUUGAAUUAGUUAUGUUUAUUAGAUCUCUUACAAGUCAACCAAGCUCUUCGCAGGCAAAAAACCGUGAAAAGACUUACUCUCUUAAAAAUCCAUCAUACAUUAAACAGUUCACGAAGCGAAAAUGGAAUUCAGAGAAAUACGAUAGAUUUUCAAAUAUUGUAGAUAUAGUACAAGAAGCAGUGCAACAAGUAAAUCCCGACACAGUUGUAAAAGAUGUUGUUCCAUUGAAAAAAGAAGCACUUUCAGGCCAGAAACAGAAAGUUUUCAUGUUAGUUAGAGGUCAACUAUUUGAAACUUUUGAAAGUACGCUCGAGGUGUUUCCAAAUACAUUGUUAGGAAAUAAACAAAAAAGAAAUGAGUAUUAUAAUCAAAACACCAACAUGUUUGUAUUUGAUCGUUGUUCAAUUUGUUUUGAUGCCAUUUUAUUUUACUAUCAGUCGCAAGGUAUUUUAUCAAAACCAGGUUUUGUUGCUCGUGAAACUUUUAUAGCCGAGGUGAAAUUCUUCAAAAUCGAUGUUUUUAUUGAUGAUAUGCACAGGGAUGAAGUAGAAUUUCUACAACAACGAAAGCAAAAACGGAAUAAACCUACUGGCAAAUGGCGGGAGAUGAUCUGGUGCUUACUUGAGUAUAAUUUAUCUUCAUCCCCUUUAGUUUUUUGGUUCUGUGUUAACGUCGCAGUCUUGGUGUUAUCUGUAGGUAUACACUGCUUAGAAACAUUACCAUUCAUAAAAUCUGAAAGCAGUUGGUGUUUCAACGUCUGGAUGAUUUUAGAACUCCUUUUCAGUACGUUUUACGUAUGUGAGUAUGGAAUGCGAAUAUACGUCUGCUUAAGUAUUAAAGGAUAUAUCCUCUCAUCACUUGGUAUUACAGACAUUGCAUCAUUCUUACCAUCUUACGUUCUUCUUUUAAACUGCAUACUUGGAAUUCACAGUAAAAAGCUCGACACUUCUUUAAAAUUUCUACGUAUAUUUCGAAUAUUCAAAGUGAUCAGAUUUAACCGUGGUAUAAAGUCAGUAGUUAUAACCCUUUAUGAAUGCCGAGCGACAGUCAUUCUUUUGUAUCUCUCUAUUGUAUUGGUCAGUUUGUGUUUUUCUGCACUCAUAUAUACAUUUGAAAGCGAAUCCUCCAAUGAAACUGGUAAGACUUUUUUUACAAGCAUUGCAGACGCCUUAUGGUUUUCAAUAAUUACAGCCACUGGUGUUGGCUAUGGAGAUAUAUACCCUACAACAGAAAUGGGAAAGACGUUUGGUUGUACCCUCGCCUUGUUAGGAAUCCUGUUGUUUUCGUUGCCGACUACAAUGUUGGUUUGCAAGUUUAUUGAAUGCUAUUAUCUUCGUGAAAUGAUGUCGAAUGAUUGUGACGUAGAAAGGAGAAAGCUCAUCAGAGAAGUAAGAAAGACAUUCAUAGGACAAUUUGAUCCAAGACUGUCCAAGGAGGAUGUACCUUACGCCUCUUUGCGUUAAUUUUUUAGAUCUCAUUUUGAAAUACUUUUUUCCCGAAUUUAUUGUGUUUUUGUCUACUGGUUUAAAUAAACUUAUAGUUCUCUGUC